AUGGCCAAUGAAAACCAAACAGGCAUCUCUGAAUUUGUCCUUUUGGGUCUCUCCACCCAACCUCAACACCAGAAUCUGUUCUUCCUGCUUUUCCUCUCCUUGUACCUGCUGACUCUACUAGGAAACCUUCUGAUUGUCCUGCUGGUCCAUUUGGACAACCGCCUUCUUCAUACCCCAAUGUACUUCUUUCUCAGUCAGCUCUCGUUGGCUGACUUAGGUUUUGUUUCCAGCACUGUUCCCAAGAUAUUGGUGAAUCUGAUGUCCCCUAACAAGACCAUCUCUUUUAGUGGGUGCUUGAUCCAAAUGUAUUUCUUCUUAACCUUUGGUAACACUGAUAGUUUCCUUUUGGCCUGCAUGGCUUACGACCGCUACAUGGCCAUCUGUCACCCACUGCACUAUGCCACUGUGAUGAGUCACAAGCGUUGCCUCAUACUGGCAUGUGGAUCAUGGAUCCUUUCUAUAGAUGAUGAGCUGGGAGUUUUCCACAGCCAACUUAUUAUGGGCUGUGCUUGGCUCUGGCAUCUGCCCUCUGCUCUGCUGCACACUCUUCUGACAUCCCGCCUUUCUUUCUGCUCCUCUUGGGAGAUCCCCUAUUUUUUCUGUGAUGUUUACCCUCUCCUGGAACUGUCUUGCUCCAGCACAAGUCUCAUAAAAGUACUGGCACAGACAGAAGGUGUGGUGGACAUUCUAGGGCCCUUUGUCCUCAUUAUGAUCUCCUACAUGCACAUCUUCUGUGCCAUCAUGAAAGUACCAUCUGCUGCUGGGAAGCGUAAAGCCUUCUCGACUUGUGGCUCUCAUCUGACUAUAGUGGUUCUAUUCUAUGGGACCAUCAGCUGUCUCUAUUUCCAGCCUACCUCUGCUUACUCAGCCCAGAAAGGCACCAUUACUUCUCUCUUGUAUGCAGUGGUGAUCCCUAUGCUGAAUCCAUUCAUCUAUACCUUGAGGAACUAUGAUAUAAAGGCAGCUAUUGUGAGACUUUGGGAUAAGAGCAGAAGCUUUCAGCGUACAUGA
This is a messenger RNA of Sphaerodactylus townsendi, 1011 nucleotides long. RefSeq names its product olfactory receptor 1361-like. Gene Ontology annotation, biological process: G protein-coupled receptor signaling pathway. The transcript has 3 exons. Gene Ontology annotation, cellular component: membrane. The coding region runs from base 1 to 1011 and encodes 336 amino acids. NCBI's taxonomy places the organism in Eukaryota, Metazoa, Chordata, Lepidosauria, Squamata, Sphaerodactylidae. Gene Ontology annotation, molecular function: G protein-coupled receptor activity; olfactory receptor activity. The record is from RefSeq and is a predicted model, not a curated record.